GUGUGUGUGUGUACGCUGUCAGAUCUAAUGUCUCCUCUCUCUGUGUGUGUUGUUACAGAUGCCAUGUUGCUGGUAGCUGACCGGCUGGAGGGACCCUUCAACAUCGAAGCCAUCAUGGAACCCAUAGAUGUGAAGAUCUCUGAAGCCAUCAUGACCAUGCAAGACAACAGCAUGACAGUUUCAGCUAAGGUGUUCCAGGGGUGUGGUCAGCCCAAGCCGUCUGGGAUGGGCAGCAGCAGAUCAGCCAGGGGGAUCUCUGAUGUCUUCAACGCCCGUUUCAGACCCUACAGCCCAGAGGAGAGACCCACCACGGCAGCUGGUACCAGCCUGGACAGACUGAGGAUAGUGUGGAGGACAAUGCAACACAGCGUGCUAGACAUUAAGAAGAAGCUGAACCAGUCCAAAAGGUUCUGGUCAAACCUGCCAGAUCAGAUCUGUAUAAAAGACAAGUUGACCGAGUCAGACGAAGAGCAGUGCUGGAACAGUCACGCCAAGGCCAGGUAUUUCCCCGAGGUGGUAAAGGACGGCCUCACCAACCAGCUGAACAACCCGGAGGUGGCGGUGGACAUCAGUAGACCGGACACUCUGAUUCGCCAACAGAUCAUGACGCUCAGAGUGAUGACCAACAAGCUGAGAAACGCCUACAACGGCUACGACAUCUUCUUCCAGGACUCCAGCGACGAGGGCAGCGGCAGCGGCAGUGGCUGUACAGAGGGAUGUACCACAGAGUUUGUCUUUGUGGGUUCAGAAGCCCCCGUGGUGGGAGCAGACAGGAGUGAUGGGCGAGCUUCGGCUGCAGCGGGCAGCGCCCCACAUCCUUCCAGACCAUCUCUCCUGCUGCUACUAUCUCUCACAGGCCUGUCCUGGGCCAGGAGAUAAUACCAGCUGGGAGGACACCAGGACAUUACUGCUGCUACUAUCUCUCACAAGCCUGUCCUGGGCCAGGAGAUAAUACCAGCUGGGAGGACACCAGGACAUUACUGCUGUUACUAUCUCUCACAGGCCUGUCCUGGGCCAGGAGAUAAUACCAGCUGGGAGGACACCAGGACAUUACUGCUGCUACUAUCUCUCACAGGCCUGUCCUGGGCCAGGAGAUAAUACCAGCUGGGAGGACACCAGGACAUUACUGCUGCUACUAUCUCUCACAGGCCUGUCCUGGUCCAGGAGAUAAUACCAGCUGGGAGGACACCAGGACAUUACUGCUGCUACUAUCUCUCACAGGCCUGUCCUGGUCCAGGAGAUAAUACCAGCUGGGAGGACACCAGGACAUUACUGCUGCUACUAUCUCUCACAGGCCUGUCCUGGUCCAGGAGAUAAUACCAGCUGGGAGGACACCAGGACAUUACUGCUGCUACUAUCUCUCACAGGCCUGUCCUGGUCCAGGAGAUAAUACCAGCUGGGAGGACACCAGGACAUUACUGCUGCUACUAUCUCUCACAGGCCUGUCCUGGUCCAGGAGAUAAUACCAGCUGGGAGGACACCAGGACAUUACUCUGACUCUGGCACCAAUCAGACAGCCGGUCGUCAUACUAACUGUUGGUGUUCUCUAAACGGAACCGGAACAGGACAGCCCUUUUGGACCCCCACCAGGAAGAGAUAUGGUCACAGUAGGAUACUGUAGUAGACUGAGGAGUGUUGUGGGUGUUGCAGUGAUGCAUCCCGCUUUGUUCCCAAAGAUCUCUCUGCUCUAAUCUGUUCUAAUCUGCUCUGCUCUAAUCUGUUCUGCUCUGUUCUGCUCUAAUCUGUUCUGCUCUAAUCUGUUCUGCUCUAAUCUUCUGCUCUGUUCUGCUCUAAUCUAUUCUGCUCUAAUCUGUUCUGCUCUGUUCUGCUCUAAUCUGUUCUGCUCUAAUCUGUUCUGCUCUAAUCUGCUCUGCUCUGUUCUGCUCUAAUCUGUUCUGCUCUAAUCUGUUCUGCUCUAAUCUGUUCUGCUCUGCUCUAAUCUGCUCUGCUCUAAUCUGUUCUGCUCUGCUCUAGUCUGUUCUGCUCUGCUCUAAUCUGUUCUGCUCUGCUCUAAUCUGUUCUGCUCUGCUCUAAUCUUUUCUGCUCUGCUCUGCUCUAAUCUGCUCUGCUCUAAUCUGUUCUGCUCUGCUCUUCUCUGCUCUUCUCUAGUCUGUUCUGCUCUGCUCUAGUCUGUUCUGCUCUGCUCUAAUCUGUUCUGCUCUGCUCUAAUCUGCUCUGCUCUAAUCUGCUCUGCUCUAAUCUGUUCUGCUCUAAUCUGCUCUGCUCUAAUCUGUUCUGCUCUGCUCUAAUCUGCUCUGCUCUAAUCUGCUCUGCUCUAAUCUGUUCUGCUCUAAUCUGCUCUGCUCUUCUCUGCUCUUCUCUAGUCUGUUCUGCUCUGCUCUAAUCUGUUCUGCUCUGCUCUAAUCUGUUCUGUUCUGCUCUAAUCUGCUCUGUUCUGCUCUAAUCUGCUCUGCUCUAAUCUGUUCUGCUCUAAUCUGCUCUGCUCUAAUCUGCUCUAAUCUGUUCUGUUCUGCUCUGCUCUAAUCUGUUCUGCUCUAAUUUGCUCUGCUCUAAUCUGCUCUAAUCUGUUCUGUUCUGCUCUGCUCUAAUCUGCUCUGCUCUAAUCUGUUCUGUUCUGCUCUGCUCUGCUCUAAUCUGCUCUGCUCUAAUCUGUUCUGUUCUGCUCUGUUCUGCUCUAAUCUGUUCUGCUCUAAUCUGUUCUGCUCUAAUCUGUUCUGCUCUAAUCUGUUCUGCUCUAAUCUGCUCUGCUCUGUUCUGCUCUAAUCUGUUCUGCUCUAAUCUGUUCUGCUCUGCUCUAAUCUGUUCUGCUCUGCUCUAAUCUGUUCUGCUCUGCUCUAAUCUGCUCUGCUCUGUUCUGCUCUAAUCUGUUCUGCUCUAAUCUGUUCUGCUCUGCUCUAAUCUGUUCUGUUCUGCUCUGCUCUGUUCUGCUCUAAUCUGUUCUGCUCUAAUCUGUUCUGCUCUGCUCUAAUCUGCUCUGCUCUAAUCUGUUCUGCUCUGCUCUAGUCUGUUCUGCUCUGCUCUAAUCUGUUCUGCUCUGCUCUAAUCUGUUCUGCUCUGCUCUAAUCUGUUCUGCUCUGCUCUAAUCUGCUCUGCUCUGUUCUGCUCUAAUCUGUCCUGCUCUAAUCUGUUCUGCUCUGCUCUAAUCUGUUCUGCUCUGCUCUAAUCUGUUCUGCUCUAAUCUGUUCUGCUCUGCUCUAAUCUGCUCUGCUCUAAUCUGUUCUGCUCUGCUCUAGUCUGUUCUGCUCUGCUCUAAUCUGUUCUGCUCUGCUCUAAUCUGUUCUGCUCUGCUCUAAUCUGUUCUGCUCUGCUCUAAUCUGCUCUGCUCUGUUCUGCUCUAAUCUGUUCUGCUCUAAUCUGUUCUGCUCUGCUCUAAUCUGUUCUGCUCUGCUCUAAUCUGUUCUGCUCUGCUCUAAUCUGUUCUGCUCUGCUCUAAUCUGCUCUGCUCUAAUCUGUUCUGCUCUGCUCUAGUCUGUUCUGCUCUGCUCUAAUCUGCUCUGCUCUAAUCUGUUCUGCUCUGCUCUAAUCUGCUCUGCUCUAAUCUGUUCUGCUCUGCUCUAGUCUGUUCUGCUCUGCUCUAAUCUGUUCUGCUCUGCUCUAAUCUGUUCUGCUCUGCUCUAAUCUUUUCUGCUCUGCUCUGCUCUAAUCUGCUCUGCUCUAAUCUGUUCUGCUCUGCUCUUCUCUGCUCUUCUCUAGUCUGUUCUGCUCUGCUCUAGUCUGUUCUGCUCUAAUCUGUUCUGCUCUGCUCUAAUCUGCUCUGCUCUAUUCUGCUCUGCUCUAAUCUGUUCUGCUCUAAUCUGCUCUGCUCUGCUCUAAUCUGCUCUGCUCUAAUCUGCUCUGCUCUAAUCUGUUCUGCUCUAAUCUGCUCUGCUCUUCUCUGCUCUUCUCUAGUCUGUUCUGCUCUGCUCUAAUCUGUUCUGCUCUGCUCUAAUCUGUUCUGUUCUGCUCUAAUCUGCUCUGUUCUGCUCUAAUCUGCUCUGCUCUAAUCUGUUCUGCUCUAAUCUGCUCUGCUCUAAUCUGCUCUAAUCUGUUCUGUUCUGCUCUGCUCUAAUCUGUUCUGCUCUAAUCUGCUCUGCUCUAAUCUGCUCUAAUCUGUUCUGUUCUGCUCUGCUCUAAUCUGCUCUGCUCUAAUCUGUUCUGUUCUGCUCUGCUCUAAUCUGCUCUGUUCUAAUCUGUUCUGCUCUAAUCUGCUCUGCUCUAAUCUGCUCUAAUCUGUUCUGUUCUGCUCUGCUCUAAUCUGUUCUGCUCUAAUCUGCUCUGCUCUUCUCUGCUCUAAUCUGCUCUGCUCUGUUCUGCUCUAAUCUGUUCUGCUCUAAUCUGUUCUGCUCUGCUCUAAUCUGUUCUGCUCUGCUCUAAUCUGUUCUGCUCUGCUCUAAUCUGCUCUGCUCUGUUCUGCUCUAAUCUGUUCUGCUCUAAUCUGUUCUGCUCUGCUCUAAUCUGUUCUGUUCUGCUCUGCUCUGUUCUGCUCUAAUCUGUUCUGCUCUAAUCUGUUCUGCUCUGCUCUAAUCUGCUCUGCUCUAAUCUGUUCUGCUCUGCUCUAGUCUGUUCUGCUCUGCUCUAAUCUGUUCUGCUCUGCUCUAAUCUGUUCUGCUCUGCUCUAAUCUGUUCUGCUCUGCUCUAAUCUGCUCUGCUCUGUUCUGCUCUAAUCUGUCCUGCUCUAAUCUGUUCUGCUCUGCUCUAAUCUGUUCUGCUCUGCUCUAAUCUGUUCUGCUCUAAUCUGUUCUGCUCUGCUCUAAUCUGCUCUGCUCUAAUCUGUUCUGCUCUGCUCUAGUCUGUUCUGCUCUGCUCUAAUCUGUUCUGCUCUGCUCUAAUCUGUUCUGCUCUGCUCUAAUCUGUUCUGCUCUGCUCUAAUCUGCUCUGCUCUGUUCUGCUCUAAUCUGUUCUGCUCUAAUCUGUUCUGCUCUGCUCUAAUCUGUUCUGCUCUGCUCUAAUCUGUUCUGCUCUGCUCUAAUCUGUUCUGCUCUGCUCUAAUCUGCUCUGCUCUAAUCUGUUCUGCUCUGCUCUAGUCUGUUCUGCUCUGCUCUAAUCUGCUCUGCUCUAAUCUGUUCUGCUCUGCUCUAAUCUGCUCUGCUCUAAUCUGUUCUGCUCUGCUCUAGUCUGUUCUGCUCUGCUCUAAUCUGUUCUGCUCUGCUCUAAUCUGUUCUGCUCUGCUCUAAUCUUUUCUGCUCUGCUCUGCUCUAAUCUGCUCUGCUCUAAUCUGUUCUGCUCUGCUCUUCUCUGCUCUUCUCUAGUCUGUUCUGCUCUGCUCUAGUCUGUCCUGCUCUAAUCUGUUCUGCUCUGCUCUAAUCUGCUCUGCUCUAUUCUGCUCUGCUCUAAUCUGUUCUGCUCUAAUCUGCUCUGCUCUGCUCUAAUCUGCUCUGCUCUAAUCUGCUCUGCUCUAAUCUGUUCUGCUCUAAUCUGCUCUGCUCUUCUCUGCUCUUCUCUAGUCUGUUCUGCUCUGCUCUAAUCUGUUCUGCUCUGCUCUAAUCUGUUCUGUUCUGCUCUAAUCUGCUCUGUUCUGCUCUAAUCUGCUCUGCUCUAAUCUGUUCUGCUCUAAUCUGCUCUGCUCUAAUCUGCUCUAAUCUGUUCUGUUCUGCUCUGCUCUAAUCUGUUCUGCUCUAAUCUGCUCUGCUCUAAUCUGCUCUAAUCUGUUCUGUUCUGCUCUGCUCUAAUCUGCUCUGCUCUAAUCUGUUCUGUUCUGCUCUGCUCUAAUCUGCUCUGUUCUAAUCUGUUCUGCUCUAAUCUGCUCUGCUCUAAUCUGCUCUAAUCUGUUCUGUUCUGCUCUGCUCUAAUCUGUUCUGCUCUAAUCUGCUCUGCUCUAAUCUGCUCUAAUCUGUUCUGUUCUGCUCUGCUCUAAUCUGCUCUGCUCUAAUCUGUUCUGUUCUGCUCUGCUCUAAUCUGCUCUGCUCUAAUCUGUUCUGUUCUACUCUGCUCUGCUCUAAUCUGUUCUGUUCUACUCUGCUCUGCUCUAAUCUGUUCUGUUCUACUCUGUUCUGCUCUAAUCUGCUCUAAUCUGCUCUGCUCUAAUCUGUUCUGUUCUGCUCUGCUCUAAUCUGUUCUGUUCUAAUCUGUUCUGUUCUACUCUGCUCUGCUCUAAUCUGUUCUGUUCUACUCUGUUCUGCUCUAAUCUGCUCUAAUCUGCUCUAAUCUGCUCUGCUCUAAUCUGUUCUGUUCUGCUCUGCUCUAAUCUGUUCUGUUCUGCUCUGCUCUAAUCUGUUCUGUUCUACUCUGUUCUGCUCUAAUCUGCUCUAAUCUGCUCUAAUCUGCUCUGCUCUAAUCUGUUCUGUUCUGCUCUGCUCUAAUCUGUUCUGUUCUGCUCUGCUCUAAUCUGUUCUGUUCUACUCUGUUCUGCUCUAAUCUGCUCUAAUCUGCUCUAAUCUGCUCUGCUCUAAUCUGUUCUGUUCUGCUCUGCUCUAAUCUGCUCUACUCUGCUCUGCUCUAAUCUGUUCUGUUCUACUCUAAUCUGUUCUGUUCUGCUCUAAUCUGCUCUAAUCUGUUCUGUUCUACUCUGCUCUGCUCUAAUCUGUUCUGAUUCAAACCUGAUUCUAAGGUACGUUGUUCCUCAAGCUCACUGUCCUCACGAUGAGAGGGGGACGAUCCUAACUGGACAACCGGGCUCCUUUGUGUCCCUGUGUGUCCACUACCAGUAAAUAUCAGUGGAUAUGUUGGCAAAAAAACAUUGACCAAGGCCAUCAUUUUACAUCAAAUGCCGUGUUUUUCUUUCAGCAUCUCCCUGAACUCCACAACGUUUCCCUGAGACAACAACAACAACAACAAUACACGAUAUUUAUUAAAAUAACAAAAUAUGUUCAAAACCAAUCAAAUAUGAUUCUUUAGAGGUUCCUACACAAGUACAUAUUUUAUUGUCAAGUUAUCUCUAUUUAAACACGCACCAUAAUGAGAUGUAUCUCACGUCUUCGCUCAAGCCACGCACUCGCCACGUUCUGCUUCCUGAAAUAAGGUCCCUCCCCCAAUUCAUACAUCAUACCAACAUUCUGCUUCCUGAAAUAAGGACCCUCCCCCAAUUCAUACAUCACACCAACGUUCUGCUUCCUGAAAUAAGGUCCCUCCCCUAAUUCAUACAUCAUACCAACAUUCUGCUUCCUGAAAUAAGGUCCCUCCCCUAAUUCAUACAUCAUACCAACUUCUGCUUCCUGAAAUAAGGUCCCUCCCCUAAUUCAUACAUCAUACCAACAUUCUGCUUCCUGAAAUAAGGACCCUCCCCCAAUUCAUACAUCAUACCAACAUUCUGCUUCCUGAAAUUAGGUCCCUCCCCCAAUUCAUACAUCAUACCAACAUUCUGCUUCCUGAAAUAAGGACCCUCCCCCAAUUCAUACAUCAUACCAACAUUCUGCUUCCUGAAAUAAGGUCCCUCCCCCAAUUCAUACAUCAUACCAACAUUCUGCUUCCUGAAAUAAGGUCCCUCCCCCAAUUCAUACAUCAUACCAACAUUCUGCUUCCUGAAAUAAGGACCCUCCCCCAAUUCAUACAUCAUACCAGCAUUCUGCACCUCACUAGGAUUGUUUACAGACGUCAACACAUAUUGUCAUGUGUAAACAUGUUAAAACAUUCAUAUGGGACUGUGUUUGAAGGGCAAAACUGAUUUAUUUUUUUGUUUAAUUCAGUUGCCUGAGGGCAGCUAUGAACAGUGGAGAGAUAUUACUGUCUGAAAUGUUCGGUCUUACCUCUUCUCUCCUCUGGCUGAAUUCAUGACUUCUGUUUGAGUCUCCAUGUGUUGGUAACCUCUCCUCUCCUCUGGCUGAAUUCAUGACUUCUGUUUGAGUUUCCAUGUGUUGGUAACCUCUUCUCUCCUCUGGCUGAAUUCAUGACUUCUGUUUGAGUCUCCAUUUGUUGGUAACCUCUCCUCUUCUCUGGCUGAAUUCAUGACUUCUGUUUGAGUUUCCAUGUGUUGGUAACCUCUUCUCUUCUCUGGCUGAAUUCAUGACUUCUGUUUGAGUCUCCAUGUGUUGGUAACCUCUUCUCUCCUCUGGCUGAAUUCAUGACUUCUGUGUUAGUUUCCAUGUGUUGGUAACCUCUCCUCUCCUCUGACUGAUUUCAUGACUUCUGUUUGAGUCUCCAUGUGUUGGUAACCUCUCCUCUCCUCUGACUGAAUUCAUGGCUUCUGUUUGAGUCUCCAUGUGUUGGUAACCUCUCCUCUCCUCUGACUGAAUUCAUGGCUUCUGUUUGAGUUUCCAUGUGUUGGUAACCUCUCCUCUCCUCUGACUGAAUUCAUGGCUUCUGUUUGAGUCUCCAUGUGUUGGUAACCUCUCCUCUCCUCUGACUGAUUUCAUGACUUCUGUUUGAGUCUCCAUGUGUUGGUAACCUCUCCUCUCCUCUGACUGAAUUCAUGGCUUCUGUUUGAGUCUCCAUGUGUUGGUAACCUCUCCUCUCCUCUGGCUGAAUUCAUGGCUUCUGUGUUAGUUUCCAUGUGUUGGUAACCUCUCCUCUCCUCUGACUGAUUUCAUGACUUCUGUUUGAGUCUCCAUGUGUUGGUAACCUCUCCUCUCCUCUGACUGAAUUCAUGGCUUCUGUUUGAGUCUCCAUGUGUUGGUAACCUCUCCUCUCCUCUGACUGAUUUCAUGACUUCUGUUUGAGUCUCCAUGUGUUGCUAACCUCUCCUCUCCUCUGGCUGAAUUCAUGACUUCUGUGUUAGUUUCCAUGUGUUGGUAACCUCUCCUCUCCUCUGACUGAUUUCAUGACUUCUGUUUGAGUCUCCAUGUGUUGGUAACCUCUCCUCUCCUCUGACUGAAUUCAUGGCUUCUGUUUGAGUCUCCAUGUGUUGGUAACCUCUCCUCUCCUCUGACUGAUUUCAUGACUUCUGUUUGAGUCUCCAUGUGUUGCUAACCUCUCCUCUCCUCUGGCUGAAUUCAUGACUUCUGUGUUAGUUUCCAUGUGUUGGUAACCUCUUCUCUCCUCUGACUGAAUUCAUGACUUCUGUUUGAGUCUCCAUGUGUUGCUAACCUCUCCUCUCCUCUGGCUGAAUUCAUGACUUCUGUUUGAGUUUCCAUGUGUUGGUAACCUCUUCUCUCCUCUGACUGAAUUCAUGACUUCUGUUUGAGUCUCCAUGUGUUGCUAACCUCUCCUCUCCUCUGACUGAAUUCAUGACUUCUGUUUGAGUUCAUCAGUUUAUUUGUCAUCAGAUUCAAAACUCUAAGUUAUAAAUCUGUCUUGGGUGGAUGGCAGAGUAUCAAUGUUUGGUUUAAAAAAAAAUAACUAUCCCAAAAAGAGAUCUACCAUCACGAUUGUUUUGUUUUCCUUUAAUUUCCACUUUUUCUAUUAUUCUAUAAGUUAACUUUUAAAUACUGUUUAUGUUCCGCGAAAUGAUGUGCCGUCUUGUCCGACAGAAAGACGUGAAGGAGGUACUACGUUUUAAUUAGACACUUAAAGUUUAAUGUUUCUGAAGGAGAAGUGAGGAGCCUCAUUUCAUAGUUUUAAGUUAUUCCCAGAGUACACUGCUGCUGCAUUAAACUAGUCGGGGUGGAUCGGGACGAUCGUCCGUCGGACGGAAAAAAAGGUCAAUGGAUUGCUUGUUUGGGUUUUCUUACACGUUCUUGUAUACAGAAUAAUUAUGAAUGAGUACAAAUAAACAUUUUAUUAACAAAAUAACAA
This is a messenger RNA of Salvelinus fontinalis (brook trout), 9546 nucleotides long. Its product is annotated as glypican-6-like. The record is from RefSeq and is a predicted model, not a curated record. Gene Ontology annotation, biological process: regulation of protein localization to membrane; cell migration; regulation of signal transduction. The coding region runs from base 28 to 879 and encodes 283 amino acids. Gene Ontology annotation, cellular component: extracellular region; plasma membrane; synapse. NCBI's taxonomy places the organism in Eukaryota, Metazoa, Chordata, Actinopteri, Salmoniformes, Salmonidae. The transcript is spliced from 6 exons.